AUGAGCAAAAUUUUUGUAGACCAAAAUAUCUGUUUUCAGGUUGCCAAUAAUAAAGCGCUUUCUCUAGUGCGACAGGAUAAGGAACGUGAAGCAACCGAUGACCAAAAUAUCUGUUUUCAGGUUGCCAAUAAUAAAGCGCUCUCUCUAGUGCGACAGGAUAAGGAACGUGAAGCAACCGAUGGUCAUGAUGGAACAUGGGUUGCACAUCCAGGAUUAGUUCCAAUUGCUCGUGAGAUCUUUGACGAGCGUAUGCCGUCACCAAAUCAAAUUCAGAAACAGCUUGAAGGCGUGAUGGCAACAAAUAUGGAUCUUACGGCUAUACCUGAAGGAACUCGUACGGAAAGUGGAUUUAGACAUAAUAUUAGCGUUACCUUAGAUGCGGCUACUGCAGAAAUCAGUCGUGCACAAUUAUGGCAAUGGCUUAAGCAUGAUGCUCGCCUUGAAGAUGGACGUACUGUUGAUGCUCAAUUGGUAAAGCAGACAAUUGCCGCGGAGACCGAAAGACGCUUGAUUAGAGCUGGUUCCGUGGUUAGCAGGGGAUUUGGGUGGGAUUUACGAGAUCUACUUAUGGAAUUAAAACUUCCCAAUAUUGUAGAAACUACAGACUCCGCAACACAAAGUGAAGCACAAGGAUAG
Messenger RNA from Strongylus vulgaris, 636 nucleotides. The record is from the annotation of a GenBank genome assembly. Lineage: Eukaryota; Metazoa; Nematoda; Chromadorea; Rhabditida; Strongylidae.